CCAGCACCAGAACCAGCAGAAGAUACCAGAACAGCAGACAGUAUGCAGAACGUUCGUUGUCCCGCCAUCUUGGUCCUCGUGGCGUUGGUUCUGUGCGGUCCAGGUGUUUCAUCACAGCCCGACAGAGACCAGGACCAGUACCAGAACCAGGACCUGGACGUGGAACUGCGUCACCACCGGCUGCUGCAACGAGCUCGCAGCGCCGGACUCCUGUCACAAGACUGGAGUAAACGUGCGGUGGAGGACCUGCUGGCUCAGAUGUCGCUGCCGGAGGCCGAAGCCCAGCGGGAGGCUGAGGUCGUCUCCAUGGCAACAGGCGGGAGGGUGAACCUGGAGCGGUCCGUCGACCCCGCCAACAACCUGCCGCCCCGCGAACGCAAAGCCGGCUGCAAGAACUUCUACUGGAAGGGCUACACUUCCUGUUAAAGCCCCGCCCAGCUGCCGCAUGGCGACCAAUCCCAGAUCACCUGACCUUCACCUGAGCGACUGGACGGACC
Messenger RNA from Anoplopoma fimbria (sablefish), 497 nucleotides. RefSeq names its product somatostatin 1, tandem duplicate 2 (gene sst1.2). Lineage: Eukaryota; Metazoa; Chordata; Actinopteri; Perciformes; Anoplopomatidae. Bases 43 to 426 code for a protein of 127 amino acids. The record is from RefSeq and is a predicted model, not a curated record. Gene Ontology annotation, biological process: regulation of cell migration. The transcript has 4 exons. Gene Ontology annotation, cellular component: extracellular region. Gene Ontology annotation, molecular function: hormone activity.